AUGCGGCUCCGAUGUCCACUAUUGGACCCAUGGGGCAAUUGGAAAUUUGUCGUGGAAGAGCCGAUGGUACUUGGACAUGAGACCAGUGGUACUGUAGUUGCUGUGGGCAGCGUAGCGGAAGGUUUUGCUGUAGGCGAUCGCGUAGCAAUAGAGCCAGGCGUACCGUGUCGAAUGUGCACGCAUUGCAAGGUGAGUACUUUUAUGUGGUCCUUCCAGAGUUCUCAUGAGCGACGGGCAGGUACAAUUCUAUGUGGUGAUAUGAGGUUCUUUGCUACACCUCCUAUUGAUGGAUCUUUGGCACGAUACGUUGCGUACGAUGCGGACUUCUGCUAUAAGCUACCCGACCAUGUGACAUUUGAAGGAAGGAGCCCUUUUGGAGCCACUUUCUGUGGCCGUACAUACCUGUCGAAGAUCUGGUGUUCAGAUGGGACAACGUGUUCUGGUACAAGGAGCAGGCCCUAUUGGGACUCUCUGUAUGAUGACAGCAAGAACGUUGGGUGCUGCCUGAAGUGGUCAUCACUGAUCUUAACCAGGAUCGCCUCAACUUGGCUAAAGAAUUGGGAGCUGAGCAUACGAUAUGUGUUAAGUACAGGGAAAUCACCAGCCGAGGUGCGAGAGGCAGUCAUCGAGUCACUGGGAACUGAGCCAGACGUCGCUUUAGAGUGUACCGGAGCGCAGUCAUCUAUCGAAUCGGCAAUAUUGACUACUCGUUCCGGUGGUGUGGUUGUACUGGUGGGGCUUGGAGCGUCACGAAUAGAACUGCCCGUGGUGGAAGCAGCCGUUAGAGAAGUCGAUCUCAGAGGCGUAUUCAGAUAUGUGAAUUGGUACGUGUAUCUCUCAGAAUUCCGGAUCAGAUUCAAAUGGAGAAAUUAUCCGACCGCGCUCAACCUCGUCGCGUCUCGAAAAAUCGACUUAUCUGGGCUAACGAGGGCUCGCUAUCCCUUGGAAGAUACUUUGAACGCCUUCAAGCGAGCUCAGAAAGCUGACGUUAUCAAAGUGUUUAUUAACUGUGAUAAGUGGUAG
Messenger RNA from Ostertagia ostertagi, 1023 nucleotides. The record is from the annotation of a GenBank genome assembly. Lineage: Eukaryota; Metazoa; Nematoda; Chromadorea; Rhabditida; Trichostrongylidae.